AUGGCAUCUCAAAGCUACAGCUCAACUGCACCAGCUGGUGGUAAACCACUCAUGCUGCAAACCGACACGACUCCCAACUUUGGUGACCCGAACUUCGACCCGGCCGAGUUCCUCAAUGAGACACUCUCACCCUUGACGGUGGCAUCGUCCCAGCCCAAUGCUACCCGGGCGCCGGGCUCCGUCUCCCUCACUGAGCUGUCGGCCCAGGUCCAAUCAUUGCUCUCGCAGAUCAGCGCCCAGAAUAUCCGACUAUCGAGUACAUUGUCCCAGCUCAGCGAUGAGAUUCUCCGCAGCGGUGGACGGCUAGCCUACGAGGUGGAAGUGCUACGCGGCGAGACAAUUGGACUGUCCGAGACCCUAACCGAGGUCCUGCGGGACGACAUCACCAAGUUCGUUCCAGAUCCACCAUCGGCCGCAAAGGCUUUCACGGCUGGACGCACGACAGAGCUUACGCAAGAGGCGACUGAGGAUACCACGGCUACAACGGAAGAGAAGGAAACGGCAGAGGAGCAGAAGGAUCUUGCGGUCGUGAACGACCCCGAAUACAUCACCAACCUCCGCACUCUCAAUCAAGUACGAUCCCGAUUAGAAGACGUUGUGCAGACCUUCGGCGAUGCAAUGGACUGGCCUCUCCCACCGUCCGAGAUAUCCUUCUCGUCGUCCUUUAUUUCCGUGUCUGGUCCUGAGCUGGGCGCCGAGAGCCACAGCCAAGAAGAGAAGGGACAGGAAAUGUUAAAGAAAUUACGGACCGAGAUAUCGGAGCUGCUGGAUAGCGAUGGGGGUGGCCGCAAUGGGCUGGAUGCAGCCACCCGUCGCCUGGAGGCUCUACGAACCUUGGCGGUGGUAUGGAAGGGCUCAGCGGAGGAGAAAGCGCGCCAGCGGUUUGUAGAUGCACUGACGAGGAUCGUGGACGAGCGACGGCGGAUAUUAGAGCACCAGCAGGCGAGGGCCGAGGAGAGCCAGCGAGGGCCCAGGUCGCGGACAGAACAGCGGCGGAAUAGCGAUAGUGGAGGCCCCGGGGGCGGCCUGUUCCGCAAUUUGCAGCGGCUCCGGGAGGAGAUUUACCUGGAGUAA
This is a messenger RNA of Penicillium canariense, 1074 nucleotides long. RefSeq lists its product as uncharacterized. Lineage: Eukaryota; Fungi; Ascomycota; Eurotiomycetes; Eurotiales; Aspergillaceae. The coding region runs from base 1 to 1074 and encodes 357 amino acids. The transcript has a single exon. The record is from RefSeq and is a predicted model, not a curated record.